AUUGAAAAAUAGGUCCACAGAAAUCCACACACAUUUUAUCCAUAUAAGAUCCCUCCGCUGCACAUAUCUCUGAUUGCAUCAUGAUCUCCUGAUCCUCAGGACACCGUAGUCUCUUAUUUCUGCAAAAUAUUUAUCAGAUAAUGUACAAUAUUAUCAUGGUGAGCAAUCCCGAAUGAUGUGUAACAAGAUCGUACCCACCUAGUUCCCAACUGCAGGGAGAGGAUUAUAGCAAUAUGGCUCUCUUAACCGCAACAUCCAACAAAUAUAUUAUAAGUAGCCGUGCUACAAAUGAAAAUACCCUUCCAUUUUCUUCCUUGACGCAAAUCAAAAUUCCUCGGCUAGGACCUCCAUUUUGGCCAUGGGAAAAGGUUAAAAUGGGUCCAUUGACUGUUUCCCCGAUGGGGUUUGGAACCUGGGCUUGGGGAAACCAGUUACUAUGGGGAUAUCAGGAAGCUAUGGAUGAUGACCUUCAAGCGACGUUUAACUUAGCAGUCGAGAAUGGUAUCAAUCUGUUUGACACGGCUGAUUCUUAUGGGACUGGUAGACUAAAUGGACAGAGCGAAAAGCUUCUCGGCAAAUUCCUCCAAGAGUUCAAAGGGCAAAGCCGAGUACGAGAUGACAUUGUGAUUGCUACAAAAUUUGCUCCAUAUCCAUGGCGCCUAACAUCUGGACAGUUCGUAAAAGCUUGCAAGGCAUCAUUGGACCGAAUGGAAAUUGAACAGAUUGGGAUAGGACAGUUGCACUGGUCAACAGCAAACUAUGCUCCUUUACAGGAGAUCGCUCUUUGGGAUGGCCUCGUUGCAAUGUAUGAGAAGGGUUUAGUUCGAGCUGUUGGUGUGAGCAAUUAUGGACCAAAACAACUUGUAAAGAUCCACAAAUACCUUAACUCGCGAGGUGUUCCCCUAUGCUCAGCUCAGGUGCAAUUUUCUUUGCUGAGUAUUGGGAGAGACCAGAUGGAGAUUAAGGAAAUUUGUGAUUCUUUAGAUAUCCGCUUGAUUUCAUAUAGUCCUCUGGGGCUUGGAAUGCUUACUGGGAAAUACACUCUGUCCAACCUUCCAAAUGGGCUACGAGGUUUGCUGUUCAGACAAAUUCUUCCUGGUUUGGAACCACUGCUGCGUUCACUAAGAGAAAUUGCGAAAAGGAGAGGCAAGACCAUACCUCAAAGCAGGUUGCAAUAAAUUGGUGUAUCUGCAAGGGUACAGUGCCGAUACCCGGAGGGAAGACGGUGAAACAAGUGAAAGAGAAUCUAGGCGCCUUAGGUUGGCGUCUAAGUUCCGAUGAAUUGCUUCAAUUGGAACAUGCUGCUCAAGAAUCUCCCAGCAAGAUGAUCCAAAAUGUCUUUCAGACACCAUGAGUAUAAAUACUUGUUGAAAAUAUUUCUUUCAGUUUUAAAUGUAUCACUAUCUGCACACUAUUUGCAAACUAGUAUUACAGAUCUGAACUAUAUGUAAUGUAUUAACAAAAUUGAUUUCUAUGUGUUCAUGCCACUUCAACCUGAUUCCUCAAAAACCAAU
This is a messenger RNA of Papaver somniferum (opium poppy), 1514 nucleotides long. RefSeq names its product pyridoxal reductase, chloroplastic-like. Lineage: Eukaryota; Viridiplantae; Streptophyta; Magnoliopsida; Ranunculales; Papaveraceae. The record is from RefSeq and is a predicted model, not a curated record. The transcript is spliced from 9 exons. Bases 234 to 1178 code for a protein of 314 amino acids. Gene Ontology annotation, cellular component: cytoplasm.